This is a messenger RNA of Clupea harengus (Atlantic herring), 914 nucleotides long. It is a transcript of the gene prdm2b, whose product is annotated as PR domain zinc finger protein 2-like. NCBI's taxonomy places the organism in Eukaryota, Metazoa, Chordata, Actinopteri, Clupeiformes, Clupeidae. Gene Ontology annotation, biological process: regulation of gene expression. The record is from RefSeq and is a predicted model, not a curated record. The transcript has 7 exons. The coding region runs from base 139 to 810 and encodes 223 amino acids. Gene Ontology annotation, molecular function: protein binding; histone methyltransferase activity. Gene Ontology annotation, cellular component: nucleus.
GUGUGUGUGUGUGCCUGAGACGGUAAAGUGUGUUGUUUCCCAGAUCCCAUGUGAGCCCGGCCGGCUGUUGAAGCGGUACCCAGGGGGUGGAGUCUGGACAGAGACGGAUGAGUGACAGGUGUUUGAUCCCUGGCAGGCAUGGCUGUGACGGUGGUAUCUGGAGGGUUGUCUGUCAGUGAGGGGGUAUCGGAGACCCUGGAGGACGUCCCCCCCCACGUCUGGAAAGGACUCCCAGAUGACAUGAGGCUCAGGCGGUCCGCUGUCAAUCCAAACCGCAUAGGUGUGUGGGCAGCGCAGGCCCUCCCCAGAGGCAAGCGUUUCGGGCCCUUUAUGGGCGACAAGAAGAAGAGGUCCCAGGUGACCAGUAACGUCUACAUGUGGGAGGUGUACUUCCCUGCGCGUGGCUGGAUGUGUGUGGACGCCACAGACCCCCUGAAGGGGAACUGGCUGCGCUACGUAAACUGGGCUCGCUCCGCCCAGGAGCAGAACCUGUUCCCCCUGGAGAUCAAUAGGGCCAUUUACUACAAGGUGCUCCGGCCAAUCGGGCCGGGACAAGAGUUGCUUGUGUGGUACAAUGGGGAAGACAACCCGGAGAUAGCAGCUGCACUAGAGGAAGAAAGAGCAAGCAGUUUAAGCAAGAAAAAUUCUCCCAGGGCCAAAAGAGCCAGGAAGAAGCUCUUGGAGCGGGAGAGGCUGGCUGCUGUGGGACUGCGUGGCCUCAAGUCAACGGGGCCGGACAGACUCAGAGAUCGAGACAUGCGUGAGUCUGAAGAAGGUGUGUGUGAGACAUGCGUGAGUCUGAAGGCCUGAAUGAGGAUGAGAGUCCCUCCCUGUCCUCUGGGCUCGUGAAGGAGAAGCCUCCCUCCCAGGAGUCCGUCAUAACCACAGUUAGUAUGCACCCCGCCCAGCCCGAC